Trichoderma reesei QM6a is the source of this 2559-nucleotide messenger RNA. RefSeq lists its product as uncharacterized. Lineage: Eukaryota; Fungi; Ascomycota; Sordariomycetes; Hypocreales; Hypocreaceae. Bases 1 to 2559 code for a protein of 852 amino acids. The transcript is spliced from 2 exons. The record is from RefSeq and is a predicted model, not a curated record.
AUGUCAUCUCAGAGUCCGAGCGUCAAGUCGCUCUACCAACAACUACCCUUGAACCAGUUCGAGAUUCGGAUUCUGAGACUCGAGCCCAGCACGCCGUCGUCAUCAGAGAUCCGAGCUUCCCUCCUCAAACGCAGCCUCCUUGACUUGAGGAAAGACGACGCCUCAUUUGAGGCCUUGUCUUAUACCUGGGGCUUAGCCUCAAUUACAAAGGACAUCAUCAUCAACGGCACCGCAUUCCCAGUUACCGCCAACUUAUAUGCAUUUCUGCAACAAUACCAGGAGCCUAACCAGACUGCAGACCUAUGGAUUGACGCAAUAUGCAUCAACCAAGUCGACCUAAUCGAGAAGAACCAUCAAAUCCCCAUGAUGAACAUGAUCUACGCAGCAGCCAGCAAGCUCGUCAUCUGGCUCGGAGAGUCUUCAUCCGACAGUGACCUGGCAUUGGAAUGGAUCAGCUUCCUGGGCAGCGGCUCCCCAUACGACAAGAUGCCCAACAUCCCCAACAAUGCCUGGCAAGCCAUGCAAAGCUUCCUCGAACGCCCAUGGUGGAGGCGCAUCUGGAUCGUUCAAGAACUCGCAACCGGAGCCAUGGGGACCAAGCUGGAAAAGGCCUCUGUUCUCUGCGGCCACGCACAAAUCUCGUGGAUCAACCUCGUGAUUGCCGCCGCUCGCAUGAAGGCCCACGAAGACGAUAAGAGGCAGGCCUUUCCUACCAUCACGGAGAUCCUGGAACUCGAUAGUCUACGGGACAGUGCUGGCAAUUACUUUAUGAAUCAGCCCACGCCUCAGGCCCUAUUUGACCUGAUUUGCCGGUACAGGCAUUUCCUGGCGACGAAUGGGCGCGACAAGAUCUAUGCAAUCUGGAACAUGUUUGCAAGCGUGCCGUCAAAACGGCUCGAGACGAGAUAUGAUCGGCCUGUGGAGGAGGUAUACCUCGAUUUCGCUGCAGAGCUGCUCUCUGGCGAGACCGGACUGGAGCUUCUCCGCCACUGCGGCAACGCAGGUCCAGAUAUACCUUCGUGGGUUCCAGACUGGCCUGUUCCUCUUGGAUCACUGCCGCUGCCUCUUCGAAACAUUCAGCGUUACUUUGACGUCCCCUGGUGGGCAGAGCCAGAGUACCAAGAGCCCAAAGGACUCAUCCGCCCCGACGGGACAAGAAAGGAGUCAAACGUCGGCUACUAUGUAUCGCCUCUAGUCAGCGGCUCGGAGGCUCAGAAAGAAAGAGAACGCCGCAUCAAACGUCUCGAAUGGACCGCCAAAGGUUCUGCAGUCGUGAAGAGCCUUGAUGAGAUUCCAGCCCACUUUGCUAUCCACGGCUGCCCAGAUGCCACCAUAGAACAGAUCAAGCAGUUGCUGCCUCGCGAUGAUGUUGUCUUUGUUGUUGCCGAUGAGAGUCGCCAUUUGCCCGAGAAUCCGGAUGCAGUGCAGCAAGGCGAGCUCAUCACUGAGCGCAACAUGAAGAAGUGGCUCUUGCAAGAGCUGAGACAUUCCACGGCAGAGCCGCCAUAUAAAGCUGCCACUACGGUCAAUGCCACCUUCAAUAUCAACAAGCCCGACAAGUCUCUGCAAGUCAAGGGCAUAUUGUGGGAUGAAAUCGAAGCGUGUCACGAUAGCUUCGUUGAAGACGUCGAUCGAGACUUUGCCGAUGCAACACGCUUCAUGGUCGGAGUCGGCUGUUGCAAACGCUUAGCAAUGACCAAUAAGUGCUCAACAAGCAAGUAUCCCCAAGUCGCUGAUCUGUUGGAAGCCUUCUGGUCGACGUUGUUUGUCGGACAACCUCUUGAAAGCAAGGGAGCAGACGGCGUAGAACACCAGCCCCGGUACCAAGACUGGCUGCCCGAAGUCCCAAGUUCAUGGAGUCCAGGAAAGCCUCCAGUGACGGCAACGACUACAGGGUUGAUCGCCAUUGCGGAGAUGAAUGAAGCAAUUGACCGCUCCAUGUCCGCUGCUCAAGGAGAACAGGGAAAGGGUGCUCCGCAGUUUACGCAUCAGCUCGGGCCUGCUCUCAAGGCGCGUCUUGCUUCGACAUGGAGCCAGCAGCCAUACGAUCUAUAUCACCGACCAUUCGACUUACUCAACGUGAUUCCCGAUCCCUAUUGGCAAACCAGACGACAGGAAGAUGAACUCGCCAAACAACAGGCGCAGAAGCGCAAGACAGGAUGCAUCAGAUCAAGCCUCGACGGCAUCAAAGAUUCCCCAGACCGAGUGUUCCUUGAGCGAGCGUAUGAUAACAUAGAUGAGGCCCUAAAGCAGCAGCCAAGCCUUGUUCCACAGGACACAUUACCCCCUGGUAUCGAAAAGUACGCUCUGGGACGACGAUUCUUCAUCACCAAGAAGGGAUACUUUGGCCUCGGCCCGCAGAAAGCGGAAGCUGGAGACAGGAUUGGAGUGCUGUUUGGUUCCGGCGUACCGUUUGUGCUUCGGAGAUGGAAUUCUGCAGAGGGGAAGCGGGUUUGGAAGAUUGUGGGAGAGUGUUAUGUGCAUGGAAUCAUGCAGGGAGAGGUUAUCCAGAAGUGGGAGCUUGGCUCAGCCGAGGCGCGGAUGCUUCAUUUGGUAUAG